This is a messenger RNA of Arachis duranensis, 1752 nucleotides long. RefSeq names its product mitochondrial import inner membrane translocase subunit TIM44-2. The transcript has 14 exons. Bases 128 to 1564 code for a protein of 478 amino acids. Gene Ontology annotation, molecular function: protein-folding chaperone binding. The record is from RefSeq and is a predicted model, not a curated record. Gene Ontology annotation, biological process: protein import into mitochondrial matrix. Gene Ontology annotation, cellular component: mitochondrial inner membrane. NCBI's taxonomy places the organism in Eukaryota, Viridiplantae, Streptophyta, Magnoliopsida, Fabales, Fabaceae.
CCAAUCUCCCCAAUUUUCUUUUCUUUUUCCCCAAGAACUUCAUUCCUUCAUUCAUUCUACAAUACGCAACUGCAGCUCCGAACAACACUCCAAACAACCAGAAAACUAAAUAAAAUUACCAAGUCUAAUGGCAAGCAGAAAGCUGCUACGUGAUUUGUUACUCUCCAAGCGAUCACUUUUUCUUCCAUUCACACCAAACCAGGGUUCGAGUGCGAGGUUGCGUCUGCUUCUGGCGGAGAGGGGUGAGAAUGUUCGUAGGUACAGUGUCUUCGAUGAGUUCUCUAAGAAAAUUAAAGGUGAAGCUGAGAGAAACCCAGAAUUCCAGCAGUCUGUUAAGGAGUUGAAGCAAAAAGCGGGCGAGCUGAAAGGGGUAAAAGAAGAGUUGAAAGAAAGAACAAAGCAGAAAACUGAGCAGCUGUACAAAAAGGUGGAUGGAGUGUGGACCGAAGCUGAAGCUGCUGCAAAGAAGGUUUCUUCCAAUGUAAAAGAGAAGAUUUCAGUGGCAACUGAGGAGGUGAAAGAGACUUUUGGGAUUGGAAAGCAGGAUUCUUCUGGAUCAACUAGUUCUUCAGCGGAGCAAAAUGAUAAUGCAAAUCAAGGUUCAAAAGCAUCACCUAAGGAAGAGCAAAGCAAAACCUUUGAGUCAAGUAAUUCUUCAGAUUCUACUUUUGGCAAAUUUAAGUCAACCAUCCCCCCAAAUGUUUCUGCUGCUUUCCAAAAAUUAAAGGAAGCAAAGUUCGUAGACAUAGCCAAGAAAGGUUAUGACGUUGUAAGAGAAGAGCUGAGUAGUAAUUCAACCAAGAGAAGGCGUGUUCCUUUUGCAUCGCCUGGGGAAAGAAGUGAAAGAACAGAACUUGUUGUUGUGCCUUCUAAGCAAUCUUGGUGGAGUAAGAAGUUUGAUGAGUUCAAGGACAAGGUUAAAGCCCAUCCUGUAUCCAAGCGAUUCAUUAAAUAUAGUGACCCAGUGAAGACAAAAGGCCAAGAGAUAGUAGAGGACUUGCGGGAACGAUAUGAAACCAGCGACAGCCGCAUUAUUCAUAAAAUACAGGAUAUCAAUGAUGGUUUGUUUCAAGAGUCAGAUGUUGCGCUUUCAAACAAGGAAAUACGUCAACGGGAUCCGUAUUUUUCCUUACCCGAAUUUAUGGAGGAAGUGCAGGAAGCAAUAAAACCGGUUCUCAAUGCUUAUAUCAAGGGAGAUGUUGAAACCCUGAAGAAGUACUGUAGCCCUGAGCUAAUUGAACGUUGCAAAGCAGAGCACACUGCCUACCAAAGCCAUGGUAUCUUCUUUGAUAACAAGAUCCUUCAUGUAUCUGAUGUAGAGUAUAGAGAGACAAAGAUGAUGGGAUCAUCUCCAGUAAUCAUUGUGACGUUUCAAACACAGCAAAUCUAUUGUGUACGAGACAGGAAUGGAGCAAUUACAGAGGGAGGCAAGGACACGAUCCACACUGUAAUAAAUGCUUGGGCUUUGCAACAAAUGGAGCAAGAUGAAGGUGGAGAAGAUGGUAUCUACCUAAUGUGGAGACUAAGAGAGAUGCAACAGCAAGGCAUGCAAACCCUCAUUUAGUGGUAGCUGUAGCUUUUCACAUUUUUGCUGCCUUUUAAAGUUUUUGUAUGGUUGAGGCGUUGAGCCAACUUGCAAAGUACCCCAUGUGCGCACGGGUUGUAUCCGUUGAAAUGUUACUAUUGUUAACAAGUAUUAUAUAUUCUUUUCACAAAAUAAGAAAAAAAAAGGUAAAGUCUAUUUUUUGUCUU